CCCUGCAACUAUCAGAGGAUCCAACACAGCAGUAUAUAUAGGAUGUGGAAUGUCAGAAGCAUGGGAAGCUCUGUCUACAGAUAAUAGUAAUGUGACAGGUUAUUCUCCACUUGGCUGUACCACCAGUAUGUUUGCUAACAGAAUAUCAUUUGCAUUCGACCUGAGGGGUCCUAGCUAUGGUUUAAGAAAUGGUUGUGGCUCUGGUUUGCUGGCAUUAGACAGAGCUGUUUCUAGUUUAAGACUGGGUGACUGUGAUACAGCCAUUGUUGCAGGAUGUAAUUUAUGUAUGAAACCUGCCACCUCUGUUCAGCUAGCAGAAAUGAAUCUAUUGUCUCUGGAUGGUCAGUGUAGAUGUUUUGAUGGCAGGGGAAAUGGCUUUGGAAGGAGUGAAGGAGUUGUUGUGAUGUGUUUACAAAAGAAAGCCAAAGCAAAGAGAGUUUACUGUACAUUGAUUCACUCAAAAUCAGCAACAUUUACUACUGAAAAUAAUAAUUUUAACUUCCCAAAUUUUGAAGAAGAAAGACAGUUUUUACAAGAGACCUACAGAGAAGCUCGUUUAGAUCCCUCACACAUUUCUUACAUGGAGGCCAGCAGUAGCUGUACAAAGAUGUCUGACACGAUUGAAAUGAAUGCUAUUGCUGAUGUGAUCUGUAAAAAUAAAAGUAAACCAUUACUGGUUGGCUCAGUUAAGUCAAACAUUGGUCACACAGAAGCCACAUCAGGACUGGCUGCUGUUUCAAAAGUGAUAAUUGCUAUGGAAGAUGGUGUUAUUCCACCAAAUCUUCAUUACAUAAUGCCAAAUAUCCAGAAUAGACAGAUCAAAGUUGUCAGUGAAAGAACAAGGCUUAAUGGUGAAUAUUGUGCUGUGAACUCUUUUGGACUAGGAGGUGUGAAUGUUCAUACAAUAUUGAAAUCAUAUGACAAAGACAAAAAAUAUCAUUUCGCAAAUGAAAAGAAAAGACUCUGUAUUUACUCCACAAGAACAAAGAAAGGUUUAGAAUCAAUAUUUCAUCUGAUGAAGUCCCAUCAUAAAGAUUCUUACUUGCAUUAUCUGUUAAAUGAAACCAGUGGACCUUGGAAUAAACAGUUGCCUUACAGAGGUUAUGUUGUCCUGAAUGGUCAGAAUCAUAUACAGGAAAUUCAAAAAAUAGAAAUAGAGAACCAGCGUCCAUUAUGGUUCAUUUUCUCUGGCAUGGGCACACAGUGGCCUAAGAUGGGAAGACAGAUGAUGCAAAUAAAUAUGUUUAGAACCUCCAUAAUGAAAUGUGACCGUGCCCUCCGACCACAUGGUAUCAGCUUGUAUGAUAUGAUUAUGGAAGGAGAUGUCAAUGUAUUUGAUUCAGUCACCAAUUCUUUUAUAGCCAUCGCUGCUAUACAGGUAGCAUUGGUUGAUAUGUUGUUUAGUAUGAAUAUAAAACCUGAUGGUCUUGUUGGACACUCAGUUGGAGAGCUUGGCUGCGGAUAUGCUGAUGGAUGUCAGACAGCAGAAGAAACAGUUCUGGCAGCUUACUGGAGAGGUUAUUGUAUAGCCGAGGCUAAUCUACCACCAGGAGGCAUGGCAGCUGUAGGUAUGACAUGGGAAGAGGCAAAAAAGAAGUGCCCAGAAGGUGUUAUACCUGCAUGUCAUAAUGCUAAAGGUACAGUUACAAUAUCUGGUCCACUAGAAAAAGUUUCAAACUUUGUAAAGGAAUUGAAGGAGCAACAGAUUUUUGCUAAAGAAGUCAACAGUGCUGGAGUGGCUUUCCAUUCUAGUAUUAUGCAUAAGGUAGCACCAAGGUUGAAAGAGGAAAUGUCAAAGGUUUUAAAACCAAAACCAAGAACAAGCAAAUGGAUCAGUUCAUCAAUCCCAGAAGCAAAAUGGAACACUGACCUUGCUAAAAUGUCAUCAGCAGAUUAUCUUGUAAACAACUUGGUCAGUCCAGUGCUUUUUCAGGAAGCUUUAAAACAUAUUCCAUCAAAUGCUAUAGUUAUGGAGAUUGCACCACAUGGUCUGUUACAGGCUGUUUUAAAGAGAUCAUUAGAUUCUUCUUGUUCAAUGGCUAGUCUAAUGAAGAGGGAGCAUCCAUGUAAUCCAGACUUCUUCUUCUCAAAUUUGGGAAAAUGCUACAUCCAGGGAGUAGAUUUCAAUCCACUUGGAAUUUUCCCUCCAAUUGAACAUCCUGUGCCAAGGGGAACCCCAAUGAUAGCUCCUGCAAUCAAAUGGGAUCAUGCAAAGUCUUGGCAUGUUCCAGAAAAUGCCCAGUUCCUCAGUGGAAGUUCAGACAGACAGGCUGAGUCAAGGUUUGAAAUUGAUGCUUCAAAGAAUACUAAAGAUAAAUUUUUGGUUGGUCACAAGAUUGAUGGGCGUGUCCUGUUCCCUGCUGCUGGUUACAUUGUCCUAGCAUGGAAGGCAUUGGCAAAAUUUCAUGGGAAGAUCUUCAACCGCAUGCCAGUCGUAUUAGAAAACAUUAAAAUACACAGAGCUACAUUGAUACCUUCUAAAGGUAGUUUGAACUUUGAAGUCAACUUGAUACCAGAUUUAAGAGAGUUUGAGAUUUGUGAAGGAGAUGGACUGGUUGCUAGUGGAACUAUCUAUUCUCCUUCUGAACCUAUAUGUAGUUACAGCAGGGAUGGAGUUAUGCCUCCCACAAGCCCUCGUAAAAAGAAGGAGAUAGAAAUAUUGCCAUCAGACAUCUAUAAAGAAUUGAGGCUGAGAGGUUAUGAAUAUGAAGGAGAUUUUAGAGGCAUUUUCAAAGCUGUAAACAGGGGAAAUAUUGGUGAUUUAUUGUGGAGUAAUAAUUGGAUAACCUUCCUGGACACUAUGAUGCAAAUGAACCUGUUGACAAGACCAGGAUCUGACCUUAUCCUGCCCACUGGAAUCAAAUCAAUGAAAAUAGAUCCAGAAACCCAUGUGUCUUCUAUGAAAUGGAAUGAUCCAUUGACUAUUCCUGUUUUUCUUGACAUGUACUCUGAUACAACUACAGCUGGAAGUGUAGAGAUGUAUGGACUUCAGCUGACUUCUGCACCCAGGAAGCAAAACCAACAACCAGUAACACUGGAAGAAUGCGUGUUUAUACCACACAUUGAAGUAGGAGGAAAAGAUCUGUCUCCAGAAGAUCUAAAGGAAUACUGUUCAAAGUGUUCAUCCAUUGCAGCCAAUGGCAUUCUGAGAAUGAUGGGUAUGGAGGGAUUGGACUUUGCAAAUUUUAAUAUGCUAAAGCAAGUCUCUAAAUCUUUGAAACCUGUUAGAUUCAUUGAAAAUGUGGAAAGGUUUUGGAAAUUACCAAACAAUGGGUUAUUUAUAGUCCUUAAUAAACUUUUCAGUAUGUCUGCAGAUAAUUUUGUACAAAACAUCAAGAGAGUUCUGGAAGCAUACAAGUCUGGGCUUGUGAUUGAUAGACUUCUGUCUAACCUUAUACAGUCAAGGUCACUGAAACCAUGCCUUGACCUUGUCAUUGAAAACAGUACAGUGAGCACCAUGAAAGUACUGGAGUUGGAAUCACCAGCAGAUAGUAUUACUAAAUUAGUGUUAGAUCAUUUAAAUAGCCAACCUAUGGUAUUCAUUGAUUACACAAAAGUUACUUCGGAAGAAUCUGACGAUAAGACAUCUGGUAUAAAACAGAUGUUGUGGGAUGUUGAUGAAAAUCCUCCAGAAAACUUAAGUGGAAUGAGACUAGUCAUUGCUCACAACUUUUUACAUAGACAAAGCAAUGUUCAAAAAUCCUUAAAGAAUAUUAGCAAAGUACUUGAUGAUGAUGGGUUUUUACUGGUACAUGAAAUAACACACAAUGUCCACCUACACUUAGCAGUCAUGGGUCUUUUGUCAGAACUUCCAGUAUCAGCAGAGACCAGAUCUGUUGCCUGUUAUUUUAAUGAAGAAAAAUGGUUGGAGUUGUUUGAGAAGGAAAAUUUCCAAGUUGUAUCACAAAAAUCAGAUGGCUUGCUGAAUACAAUCUUUCUUCUUCGUAAGAAACUUCCAAAUGUACUGCAAUCUCAAACUGUAUUGAAUAUAGACCUAGACAUCACAAAAUCUGUAGAAGAUUUGAAGAAAAAGUUACUGGAAGUUGCUGAAAAGCCUAAGGGAGAUAACUUGUGGUUAUUGGCCAAUGACAAUAAUAGUGGUGUUGUUGGUAUGGUCAACUGCUUGAGAAAAGAACCUGGAGGGGAGAAAAUAAGGUGUUUUUUGAAUACAUCAGAUUCAGAUAGACCUCUGUCAGAGGAAUUAGUCAAACAUGAUAUGGUUAUGAAUGUAUGGUGUGAUGGAUCUUGGGGCUCAUUCAGACAUCUGCCCAUAUCUCCUGCACAGAUACUGGAAAAGAAGUCAAAUGGCUUCAUAGAUAUAGCUAGAAAAGGAGAUUUGUCCAGUCUAUAUUGGAGGGAUCAGAUUAAACAAACGUGUUCACAGAAGUCUGAUGUUGCCUGUAAGAUGCACUAUGUGUCACUUGGUAUCAAAGAUCUGAUGUUUACCAUGGGCAGAAUCCCUGCUGACCAGAAAUUUCAUCUAGGGACAGAGUUUUCAGGAGUAAAUGAGAAGGGAAGGAGAGUAAUGGGAGUCAUUGAUGGACAGGCAUUGGCAACAGAUGCAAUUGUUAGUAAGGAAUGUCUUUUUGAUAUUCCUGAAGAAUGGUCUUUAAGUGAAGCAGCAACAGUACCAUCAGCAUUUGGCCUGGCCUAUUAUGCCCUGACCAUGAAGGGAGAAAUCAGUAAAGGAUCCAGCAUCCUGAUAGCCAAUGCCUCUUCAUCACUUGGUCAAGCUGCUGUUUCCAUAACUGCUUUUAUGGGAUGUCAGAUAUUUGCUUUAGUUAGUACUCUUGAGUGUCAGCAGUACUUGAAGUUGAGAUACCCAUCAUUACAGAACAUUCACAUUAUAGACAAGAGUAAGCAGUUUGAAGGAGAAAUUUUAAGGCAGACCAAAGGAAAAGGAGUAGAUACAGUAUUUACUUCAACAUCAGGAAAUUUGCACCAACUGGUUUUAAGUGCUUUAAAAGAUGGAGGAAAAUACCUAGAUUUGAGUUCUGAUUUUAGUAAUAAUUUAAUUGACAAAGACAUUUUGCAUGAGAAUAUAACUUACUACCACAUCAGGACAGAUCAUUUUAUGCCAGAAGAAUUAACAAGUAUAAAGGAACUGGUCAGUCAAGGCAUAAAGGACAAAGUGGUACAUCCUCUGGACUUCAGUUAUUAUAAACAUACAGAAAUCCAAAAAGCAUUUCAACAGAUACAGGACCCAAAUAAUCUAAAGUCUGUACUUAUACAAAUAAGAGAGGACUCAGAAGACAUUAAAAUAUUAACUGAACCCAAACUUUGUUCACCAGACAAGUCCUACAUUUUAGUUGGAGGUCUGGGUGGAUUUGGUCUAGAACUAGCUGAGUGGCUUGUAAAUGAAGGAGCCACAAAACUGAUACUGACAUCAAGGUCUGGCAUAACAACUGGGUACCAGGAAAGAAAACUAAGGCUACUAAGAGAAAGAAACAUCAAUUUAAUGGUGUCAUCUAGAAAUGUAACAACUGAGGAAGGGUGCAGGAAACUGUUAAAGGAAACUCGGGAUAUUGGACCAGUAGGAGGAGUCUUCAAUUUAGCCAUGGUUUUAGAAGAUGGCUUGUUUGAGAACCAGACACCAGAAAACUUUAAGAAAGUUUGUGAACCAAAAGUAGAUGGUACAAUGAAUUUAGAUAAAGUGACAAGGGAUUGUUGUAAGGACAGUCUGGACUGGUUUGUGGUGUUCUCAUCCAUAACAUCUGGACGUGGAAAUGUUGGUCAAACUAAUUAUGGAUAUGCUAAUUCAGCUAUGGAAAGAUUGUGUGAACAGAGAAAGAAAGAUGGUGUUCCAGGAUUAGCCAUACAGUGGGGAGCUAUAGGUGAUGUGGGAGUGGUUAUAGAUAAAAUGGGAGGUAAUGAUACAAAUGUAGGAGGGACAUUACCACAAAGAAUGUCGUCUUGUCUAAGUACUUUGAGGAAGUUGAUGACCCAAUCAUAUGCAGUAGCAUCUAGCUUUGUACAGGCAGAAAAGACGGUAGAGACAGGGCAAGAUGAACAGGAGAGGAAGCUAACACCAUUAAAUGCUGUAAUGAAAGUUAUUGGAAUAACAGACACUGAAAAUGUAAACUCAAGUACUCAACUUAUUGACCUAGGCCUUGACUCCCUGAUGACAACUGAAAUCAGACAAGUAAUGGAGAGACAGUUUGGUAUACCCUUGAAAGUGGAUGAAAUAAGGAACCUUACAAUUAAACAACUCAGGGAAUACAGUAAAGACAAAGAUACCAAACAACAGAAGGUUAAACAAGAGGAAGAAGUAAAGCAUCAUGGGAUUACAGCAGACAUUCUCAUUCCAGUGGAAGAGAUUGUUCCUAUCAAAAUAGUUGAGAAUGAUCCUGAACCCGUCUUUAUUGUUAAUAUGCUACCGGAAACUCUUGAGACAUUUAAACCUUUAACUGAAGAUGAACAUCACAGUUUCUAUGUUAUACAAUGCACAGAUGAUUCACCUUUAUAUUCUAUUCAAGCCUUAGCUGGUCACUUUUUACAGGAGAUAGACCUGUUGCAUCAAGAUAAACCUGUACAUCUGGUUGGUUAUUCUAUUGGAGCCAGGUUGUGUUUAGAGAUGGCAUUUCAGAAACCAGACAGUCCUACCAAUCCUGGUGUCAAAAGUUUAACUUUAAUUGAAUCACCUCUGCCAUUGAUUGAGAAAAAACUGAAAUCAAUAGAACCUGCUCUGGAUAGAAAGAGAGAAAUUCUGUUGUCACUGUUGCAUGUUCUAAAGUUGGAUAAAGAUCUUGAGGUACCCAGUAAAUCUUCUCAUGAAAUGGUAGAGAAAGUGUGUACCAUUAUAGCACAAAACAGUAAUGGACAGGUCCAAACCCAAGACAUUGUUAGGGCAGUUCAGUCAUUUUUACAGAGGAUGCAGAUCAUAAUAAGUUACAUGCCAGACGGAAUGUAUGAUGGCAGAACAGUUAUUGUUACACCAGAGGAUAUGACUGACUCACAGGCUCAGAAGUAUUUCAAGCAAAGUAUCCUGCAUGUGCCACUUGGAAUUGAGGAUGAGACAUUUACAGACCAAACUGUAUCAGCAAUCAAGACCGUACUACACAAUAACAUUUCACAUUGAGGAACAUUUGUUUGACUUUAUACUAUUAGUGCUAUAUAUAUUGUUUGCUGAAUUUUUUCUAAAUUGAAUUUAUCGAUCUUGAUUAAAUUAGAUAUUGUGUUCUUAAUAUAUGUAU
This is a messenger RNA of Mytilus californianus (California mussel), 7193 nucleotides long. Its product is annotated as fatty acid synthase-like. The transcript is spliced from 25 exons. Lineage: Eukaryota; Metazoa; Mollusca; Bivalvia; Mytilida; Mytilidae. The record is from RefSeq and is a predicted model, not a curated record. Gene Ontology annotation, biological process: fatty acid biosynthetic process. Bases 50 to 7078 code for a protein of 2342 amino acids. Gene Ontology annotation, molecular function: phosphopantetheine binding; fatty acid synthase activity; oxidoreductase activity.